AUAAGGGAGGACAUUUUAGACAUUAUGGUAAUGUAAUACUUUCCCGUUAAGUCUUCAGAUGCUAUUCAUUGAUGGCCAAGUGACCUAAAGGUUUGACUUGAAUUUGAUAUUUGUGAAUAGUAUUUAUCCAAAAGUCUGCGGAGCUUUCUUUUACUGACAACGCCACUGCAGUCCAAGGCACCGUGAAAUGGUUCAACGUGCGCAAUGGCUAUGGCUUUAUCAACAGAAACGACACCAAAGAAGAUGUCUUUGUUCAUCAGUGAAUACAACCCUGUAUCACAUCACCCAAUCCAUCUGCUGUUUAGACUGCCAUCAAGAACAACAACCCCAGGAAGUUCCUUCGCAGUGUUGGAGAUGGGGAGGUGGUGGAGUUUGAUGUGGUCGAGGCCGCCAAGGUAGGUAAACCUGUAAGGAUGGCUUUCAUUUUAUAUCACCCAUAAUUAACAAGCCUAAAAGGGAUAGAUAUCACAAAUCAAAAUGCGACAGACCUUUUCAUGCCUCUGACUUAGUUGUAAGCCAUGUUCAGUUUUAUGCCAUAAGGUGUGCAGCUUUCUACAUUCGGAGAAAAGUCAAAUGAAUGGGAAAUAUUGAUUGUGGGAAUUAUCCCUUCAAUUUCAAUGUCACUAAAACUGGUUGAAUUGUACAUUGAGAAUUCAAUAACAUUUUCAUUGUCUUAAAUAUCUCUCCAACAAGCUCUUUCCCUCUCUCAGGGCUCUGAGGCUGCCAACGUGACUGGGCCUAGCGGCGUUCCUGUGAAAGGCAGCCGCUAUGCGCCCAACAAACGUCGCUUCCGCCGCCGCAUCUCCCCUCGCAGCCCUCGGCCCGAUGAUGAGAAGGGUGACGGCACCUCUGUCCCCACCUCGGAAGGCGAAGGGGAGAAUGGCAGAGGGGAGAACGGUGGUGAACGACCCGCGCCCCGCCGACGCAGGCCCCGCCGACCCAGACGGGAAGGACAAGAGGGCGAGUCAGGGGAACAGGAGGGAGCAGUGGAAGGCGACCAGCAGAGGCCGCCACCGCGCAGGUUCAGGCCCCAGUACCGCAGGCCAUUCCGUCCUCGCCCACCCCCUGGGGAGGGUAAGCAGGAUGGCAGCGCCCCCACUGAGAGGCAGGAAGGCCAGGCAGCGGACGGACAGAAGGAGGUGGAGGCCCAGGAGGCCCAGCAGACAAACAGGAAGCAGGCCAAUGAAGAAAGCCAGAAACCCCGCCGACAGUUCAGCCGCCGCAGGCAGAGGAACUCUGAGUCUAACACUGUCUCUAAAGAUGGGACAGAGAAGCCAGCCUUGGGGCCUAGCACCCCCCCUCAGACCUCCAAGCCAGCUGAUGUCAAGCCCUCCCCCAAGUCCUCCCCUAAAGGCUCCCCCAAGAUUUCCCCCAAGUCCUCCCCCAAAACCAUCCACAAAUCACCAGAGGCACCUGCCACGACAGUUCCCGUGGCCGCAGAAUGACGCCUCUGAGUGGAUGGUGUCACGUGACCCCAUGCAAGCGGUGGGACCCCACGCUAAACUGAUGCAACCUUUCAGGGGUUGGUUGGAGGAGGGUUUAGCGUUACGCCUAUUGCACUACUACAAAACCGCAUCGUUGGCCAUCUCGUAGCUGAUGUCACUAGAAUGUGACCAUUUAGUUCCUUAAGUAAUUAGUUGUUUUUCUACAUAUGGGUUUUUAGAGGAAUUACAUAAGUCUUUUGACGGGAUGGAAAGCACCAGGCAUGGAUUAUGCUUUUCCUGUUUGCUUUAUAAUUUUGGGACAUUCUGGCGUUCAAUGAAAGCCCACCUAUAUUGCAGGUGUAAUUUGGUUGCCAAUUGAUGGCUCAAAUCCUGUGGGACCCACUGCUUGUUUUGAGGUUGGAAGUUUUAAGUUGUGGCAUUAUUUUGUGUUCAGUUUAUUUUGUUUUAAUGUUGGGCUCUACCCUCUUGGCAUCCUGUCGGUCUCGCUCUGUCGGUCCUAGGGACCGUUAGACGCAGUCCCCCAUCUAACAGUACAUAGCCACCCCACCUGACUUGUCGACACACUGUGUAUGGGAGGAGGAGAGGAAGGGAUAUAGUGGGUUAUGUGUGUUUACAAUAGAGAAAAUACUCAAUUUUAGAAUAAAUUGAGGGGGGGGAAGUGUGAACCUGCUUGGAUGCCCAUUUAAACCACAAAACCCCCAGCAAGUGUUCUUUAAUUGACUGAGAAUGGGCACAAGCAUUGGAGCGGAUCCAGCCUCUUUAAGUUUGAUAACAUAAAAGCAAAGCAGGUAUGAGUGUAGUGGUCUGGGACCUGACACCCCCCCCCAGAUUCUAAAACAUGCUGCUGCCCACCCCCUCUCAUAAAGGCCUGAGGCUGGUUUAAUGAAAUCUUUUUUGUUUUUGUAUGUGCUUUUUUGGAGGGGAUUAUGUGCAAUGUCAGUAUCAGAAUGUCUAUAAAAAUCAUGUUUGCAAAGAC
Messenger RNA from Salvelinus sp. IW2-2015, 2421 nucleotides. The record is from RefSeq and is a predicted model, not a curated record. NCBI's taxonomy places the organism in Eukaryota, Metazoa, Chordata, Actinopteri, Salmoniformes, Salmonidae.